Messenger RNA from Alternaria alternata, 816 nucleotides. RefSeq names its product Apc13p-domain-containing protein. The transcript is spliced from 2 exons. Bases 81 to 551 code for a protein of 156 amino acids. Gene Ontology annotation, cellular component: anaphase-promoting complex. Lineage: Eukaryota; Fungi; Ascomycota; Dothideomycetes; Pleosporales; Pleosporaceae. Gene Ontology annotation, biological process: positive regulation of mitotic metaphase/anaphase transition. The record is from RefSeq and is a predicted model, not a curated record.
ACCACAAUGACACAACAACACAACCACAAAGCCUGACACCAAUACUACGCACACAUUAUCAAACUGCACAAUACCCUAAAAUGACGCGCGAUUCUACGGCAACCUACCUGCACAUGCACUCGUCGCACCACGCCGACCUCCUCGAGCAGUUCACGAAUCUCACCUCUUCGCAACUCACGCCCGAAGAUAUUUACGUUCCCCCACACCUCCAACCUGUAAACCCUGAGGACGAGGACGACGUUGUACCAGACCAGCACGCGGCAUUCGGCAUACAGCGAGCAACACAGACGAAGAAGGAACCAACAUGGCGCGACUUGGGGCUCGAAGAACUGUUGCGACGGGGACCCAUGGGCAUUGGAAGCGGGAGUGCAAGCGGAAGUGCGGUCGCAGCUGGUGGUAGUGGAAUUGUUGGACAGGGAAGAGAAGAGCCAGUUAGACUGGCGCUGGCGAGGCAGCCGGGUGCGAGGAUGGGUGUUAGAGUAGGCAACGGGAGCAGUGAGAGCUCUAGAAGUGGCGGAAGCGGUGCUGCUGGGAAUGGACUGCCGCGAUGAGGGGAAACAGCGUACCGGAUUCGGACGUUGAUAUCAGCGCAGGACUUUGCAUCUGCUUGGAAACAUGGGACACGCGCAGUGAGUCCUGUGGUAUCCGUGAUUUAGCUAGAGCUGUCAGGCUGAUCUGUGAUAGCCGUUGACAUCUGGACGAUUGCGCUAGCUUCACAGCCUACAACGAUCGCUCUUCCACGCUACGUUGAUUGGCAUCUGUACGCGCACAUCCAAUACCGCGGGUGCUUUUGCCAUGCUGUUGCGCGCAGAAGAC